Sorghum bicolor (sorghum) is the source of this 1327-nucleotide messenger RNA. RefSeq names its product ras-related protein RABD2c. Lineage: Eukaryota; Viridiplantae; Streptophyta; Magnoliopsida; Poales; Poaceae. The record is from RefSeq and is a predicted model, not a curated record. The coding region runs from base 305 to 922 and encodes 205 amino acids. Gene Ontology annotation, biological process: protein secretion; regulation of exocytosis. The transcript has 8 exons. Gene Ontology annotation, molecular function: GTP binding; GTPase activity.
ACGCCGACGCCGAGGUCGUCCGGUCCGGUCCGGUCCCUGUUCCUGUGGGUGGUGCCGGCGCCACUGCCGUAGCCACACCGCCCUAACUUGGCCAACUCCGCUGACCCGACGGCCGUGGCGAGCGGAGCAAGAAAAGCUGCUGCAGACCUUGCCCCGUUUCCUUUGCUUCUCCCUGAGUCUCUGCCUUCUUUCUUCCGCACUUGUGCAGUUGUGUCCAACUCAAACAACAACAACAAAGAAACCUCCCGUCCCCUCUCCUCCAUCUCCCACAUCCAAACUCCAUCGUCGUCGAAUCGAGGCCGCCAUGGCCAGCGGCAUCGAGUACGACUACCUCUUCAAGCUGCUCCUCAUCGGCGACUCCUCCGUCGGCAAGUCCUGCCUCCUCCUCCGCUUCGCCGAUGAUUCGUUCGUUGACACCUACAUCAGUACCAUCGGCGUUGAUUUCAAAAUCCGCACUGUCGACCUCGAUGGAAAGACUGUCAAGCUACAGAUUUGGGACACAGCAGGCCAAGAAAGGUUCAGGACAAUUACAAGCAGUUACUACCGAGGAGCUCAUGGAAUCAUUAUCGUGUAUGAUGUGACAGACAUGGAGAGCUUCAAUAACAUCAAGCAGUGGCUGAGUGAGAUUGAUAGGUAUGCCAGUGACAACGUUUGCAAGCUGCUAGUUGGGAACAAGUGUGAUUUGGUUGACAGUAAGGUUGUUGAGACUGAAAAGGCAAAGGCUUUUGCAGAUUCGUUAGGAAUUCCCUUUAUCGAGACAAGUGCAAAGGAAUCCAUCAAUGUGGAGGAAGCUUUCCUGACCAUGUCAUCAGAAAUCAAGAAAAGGAUGGCAACCCAACCAACCGUGGAGAGGAGACCCACCGUCCAUGUUCACAUGAAAGGGCAGCCAAUACAGCAGAAGAGCAGCUGCUGCUCAUCAUAGUCAGGGUUCAGGAGGCACUUAAAUUUGUCUUGUGGUUAGAUGGAUGCUGUAGAAUGUUGUCCAAUCAAGACUAUAUUGAAGGAGGCACUGGGUGGAAUGGAGGAUACUAAGAUACUAUAAGCGUGUCAUUUCAGUAGGAGAUAUUCAUCUUUAUACAGAUUAGCAUAAUUUGCCACAGUUUGUAUUAUUAGUACCUAGCAAAGUGUACCAUUCGUUAAUCUUAAAACUUGCAGUUAAUUGCAUGAUAUAUGGUGUGAGUUCUGGCUUAUAAGGAUCAGCACUAAUUGCCACAGUUUGUAUAACCUAGCAACUAGCAAAUUGUACCAUCAUUAAACUGGCAGUUAACUGAAUGAUAACAGGUGCAAAAUGCUGGUUCUUGAUUAUUGAACAUGAUGAUUAAGGUCA